AACCGUGUCAUCUUUGAUUCUAGAAAAUGCAUUGUAGAACGCUUGUGUGACAAUAAGACUAUUCUUUGUGGUAGUAGAGUAGAUAACAUUUACAUGUUUGAUCUUGAAAAUUCCCCGUCUACUUUAGCUAAGUGUCUCAUUACCAAAGAGGAAGAAACGUGGCUAUGGCAUCGUCGGAUAGCUCACGUUAAUAUGGACCAUCUUAAUAAGUUGGUUUCAAAAGACUUAGUAAUUGGUGUUCCUAAACUUAAGUUUGAGAAGAAUCUAAUUUGUGAUGCAUGUCAAAAGGGGAAGCAAGUUCUUAUGAUGAUGAUGAAGAAAUCGUUAAGGAAAAGGAAGCGGAAGAAGAGAAAACGCAGGAACAAACGGAGCUUCCUAAGGAAUGGAGAACAUUGAAGAACCACCCGAUUGAUAAUGUCAUUGGUGACAUAACGCAGGGAGUUUCUACUCGUAAUUCUCUUAGGAACACAAUUAAUCACAUGGCCUUUGUUUCUCAAAUUGAACCAACAACCGUUUUGGAUGCUAUUAAUGAUGAACAUUGGUCUAUGGCAAUGCAAGAGGAGCUUAACCAAUUUAAACACAAUGAUGUUUGGGAAUUGGUGCCUAGACCUAAUGAUCAUUCCGUUAUUGGCACAAAAUGGGUGUUUCGUAACAAACUCGAUGAAAAUGG
Molecule: messenger RNA, 670 nt
Organism: Cuscuta campestris
Lineage: Eukaryota; Viridiplantae; Streptophyta; Magnoliopsida; Solanales; Convolvulaceae
Source: the annotation of a GenBank genome assembly